Impatiens glandulifera is the source of this 2883-nucleotide messenger RNA. RefSeq lists its product as uncharacterized. The transcript has a single exon. Lineage: Eukaryota; Viridiplantae; Streptophyta; Magnoliopsida; Ericales; Balsaminaceae. Gene Ontology annotation, molecular function: ATP hydrolysis activity; ADP binding. Gene Ontology annotation, biological process: signal transduction; recombinational repair. Bases 1 to 2832 code for a protein of 943 amino acids. The record is from RefSeq and is a predicted model, not a curated record.
AUGGUGGAAAUAGAAGCACCACCACCACAACCAGAUGCUCCGCUUCAAAUUACCAAACCCCUCACCAUCAAGAUUUCAAAUUCUGAAGCAAAACAUGUUCAAACUAGCAACUUGUCAACGGCUUCAUCUCCAUACGGUUCUCCUCUCAUCUCUCCUCCUUCAUCUGCAUUCGUCUCUGCUCUUCAGUCCCCUUACAUUUCCCCAAGAGCAAUCGAAAUCCCAAUAAAUCUUCUUCCUAAUCCUAAUCCUAAUCCUAAUCCUCUCACCCACCCAUCACCUCCGGUUUCCUAUUCCGGUUCACAGUCCGACGACGUUCCCAGCACUUCUUACACUCCCCCGCCGGAAGCCGACGAUUUUUGCGACGAACCCACUAACCAAAAGCUCAAGAUUGACUCCGCCCCUCCUCGAAUCUCCUUCUCUUUCCCAGUUCCACGGAUUUCCUUCGCCAAAAACCCGGUUUCACCCGCAUCAAAUGGUAAGCUGAGAAGCUGCGACGUUUACAUAGGAUACCAUGGUCAAAACCCAAACCUAACUCGCUUCUGCAAGUGGCUCAAAUCUGAACUCGAGCUUCAAGGGAUUGCUUGUUUCACCGCCGACAGGGCAAAGUACUCAGACACGCAGAGUCACGAGAUUGCCGACCGUGUUAUUUGCUCCGUUACUUUCGGAGUUGUGGUUAUUACUCCUUUCAGUGUUCUCAACUCUGUUACCUUAGAGGAGAUCAGAUUCUUCGCUCAGAAGAAGAAUCUGAUUCCCCUGUUCUUCGACACAGACCAGACAGAAAUCACCGAUCUUCUUCAACAUGGUUCAGAUUAUAAAGACAACAGAGAAGCCAUCGAAGGACUGAUGAAAUCUCAAGAGUUCAUGCUUGAAGCAAAUGAAGGUAACUGGAGAAGCUGCGUCUGUAAAGCAGCUGGGAUUUUGACGGCAAAGCUUGGUCGGAAGAGUGUUGCGGAGAGGGAGGUUGAAAGUGGGUACGAUGAGUUGCCGUUUCUUCGUAACAAAUUCUUUGUGGAUAGAGAAAGAGAGAUCAUGGAGAUUGAAACUGCCUUCUUUGGGAAUGGGGAUUAUAUAGAGAAUAAUGGGCAAUCAGAUGAAGAAAGUGAAGUUGACAUUAGCAGAGGAGGGAGAUACAUAUGUCUUGAAGUGGGAAGACGAAAGGAACCAAAAUUAGAAGCUUGGGUUGAACCCGUGAUUGGAAGAAACUCAAUUAAGAGACACAAGUAUAAUAAAUCAAAGAGCGGAAAAUACAAAAGCUUUGGAAGCAGUAUUGUUUGCAUAAACGGAGCUGCCGGCAUUGGAAAGACUGAACUAGCGUUGGAAUUUGCUCACAGGUAUUGCCAGAGAUACAAGAUGGUUUUAUGGGUUGGAGGCGAAGCUCAGUAUUUCAGACAGAACAUACUCAAUCUGUCGCUUAAUUUAGGACUGGACGUGAGUGCCGACGCAGAGAAGGAAAGGGGGAGAAUUCGAAGCUUCGAAGAGCAAGAAGGGGAAGCAUUCAAGAGAGUCAAGAGGGAAUUGUUUCGCGAUAUGCCUUAUUUGCUUAUCAUUGAUAAUCUAGAGACAGAGAAAGAAUGGUGGGAAGGGAAAGAUCUUCAUGACUUGAUACCAAGAAAUACAGGUGGGACUCAUGUCAUAGUUACGACGAGGCUAUCACGAGUGAUGAACUUCGAUCCUAUGCAGCUUCAGCCAUUGCCGUUAACAGACGCCAUGAAUUUGAUCAAAGGAAGAAGAAAGAAGGAUUACUCAAUUGAGGAGAUUGAUUAUCUUGGGAAAUUUGAUGAGAAAGUUGGCAGAUCGAGUUUCGGUUUAUGGGUCAUCGGUUCCCUACUCUCCGAACUGCAAAUUCUUCCUUCGGCCCUCUUCGAAGCUAUAAACAAUAUCCAGAUUGAGGAAGCUUCUAAUUUGAGCGUUGCAGAUGAAUUCAUAAUGAAAGUGAUCACCUUUUGUGACGCUGUCGUGCAGAAAUCGAACGUUCUCACAUCACAAAUGCUUCUAGCCGGGGGUUGGUUUGCGCCGACGCCCAUUUCGAGUAAUCUACUAGUCGCGGCAGCUAAAAGCAUGCCAAACACCAAAAACCGGUUCAGGAAUUGGACCAAGUGUUGUUGCUUGGGCGGUCGGUUAUCAAGCUCGACAUGGAAGAGUGAAGAGGAUUCGGCUCUCCUGUUGGUUAAGCUAGGUUUAGCUCGACGGGCGAAUAAGCAAUCCGGCUGCUGGAUCCAGUUCCAUCCGAUAACUCAAAUAUACUCUAGGAGAAAAGGCGGUUCAUUAACCGCCAAGGCAACCGUCCAAGGAGUGAGAAAGAUUGGGAAUCCGUUCGCCAACUCGGACCAUCUCUGGGCUUCCGCAUUUCUGGUAUUUGGAUUCAAAUCUGCACCUCCUCUCGUACAAAUGAAAGUGGUUGAUAUGGUUCUGUUCAUAAAGAAAACCGCUCUGCCUCUAGCAAUCAGAGCGUUUACGGUUUUCUCAAGAUGUAACGCAGCGUUGGAGCUUCUCAAAGUGUGCACGAACGUUCUGGAGGAAGUGGAGAAGUCUUUUGUAUCUCAGAUACAGGAUUGGUGCCAUGGAUCGCUUUGCUGGAAGAAGAAGAAGUUGCUGUUACAGUCGAACCAGAAAUUGGAUGAGUAUUUGUGGCAAGACGUGACGUUAUUGAAAGCAGCUUUGCUCGAGACGAGAGCAAAACUACUUCUGAAAGGCGGACUCUUUGACAGCGGUGAAGAGCUCUGUAGAACUUGCAUUAGUAUAAGAACAGUGAUGUUGGGACAUAACCAUUCACAAACCUUGGCUGCUCAAGAAACAUUAGCAAAGUUAGUCAGGAUGAGAAGCAAGAUUUGAUUCUUUUUCUUUUUUUUUGUAUGACAUUUGAAUAGAAUGAACAUUUUUCCA